Gryllus bimaculatus (two-spotted cricket) is the source of this 1981-nucleotide messenger RNA. The record is from the annotation of a GenBank genome assembly. Lineage: Eukaryota; Metazoa; Arthropoda; Insecta; Orthoptera; Gryllidae.
GUACAUUCUGAGUUUUUAGAAUAAAAGCCGUAAAAUUCACAGACACGAACUCGGAUUACAUAGGUAGUAUAUAUAGUUUAUACAAUUAGGUUUAUACACUUUAGAUCAUUGGAUAUCAUCUGGUUGCGUCAGCGAUUGGUGACAAUCAUGGAGAAACCUGUGCCAAUCAUAUUCUCUUGAAAACCAAUCUAUUUACAUCAAUGAAGCAGAGGAUUUAUUCUAGAUGAUCAUGUAAUACAAUAACUACAUAUUGUAUAUCAUAAUAUAAUUAAUAUAAUUGAUAUAUAAUAAUUCCCAAUAUAUAAAUUCCUUGGAACUGAACAAACGAAAAUCGAUGACGGUGAUGUUUCUUUGACUGCUGAGUUUGCUGAUCGAGACCGAGAUAGACUUUCUCUGGUGUGUGCUAGGUUCGUUGUUGUAACGUUGUUCCAUAUUUUUUAGAGAAAAUGGAGAACGAUGCUGGUGAAUUUGUGGACAUGUACUGUCCGAGAAAAUGCUCGGCAAGUAAUCGUAUCAUUCAUGCUAAGGAUCAUGCUUCCAUCCAGAUAGCCAUUGCUGAUAUAGAUCCUGCAACUGGACGUAUGACUGAGACAUCAAAGAUGUAUGCUAUCUGUGGACCCAUUAGAAGGAUGGGUGAAUCAGAUGACUGCAUCAACAGGCUGGCAAAGAAAGACGGACUCUUAGCCAAGUGAGUUUGUAUUAAAAUAAGAAACUUAUUCUGAAGGGGUGUAACAUAUUUAAGAUUAUUGACUUGUUAAAAUACAAGCAAUUGAAGAAACAUGAGAUUGAACCUGGAUUUUGUCAGUGUUCACGAAACAAUUAGUAUUUGAAUGUAAUUAAAAAAUUAAUCAAUAAUUGUCUUUUGAAUAGUAUGUAAUGUUAAUGGUAUCCACGAAAGUUAAAUGCUAUCAUAUUAGGUGGCUUCGAGUAAUUAUACAAAAAUAGUUUUGCAGCAUUUCACAUGCCUUGUCCUUACAUGCCAUACAUUCUUACGUAGACUAAAAUAUAAAAUAUAUCAGAAAAGUAGAGCUAUUAAAAUAGUGAGGAUGCUUUAAAAAACUAAAGAUAGGUGUCAACCUUCCUCUGUGGGUUGGUUGUAUCAGGGGAAGGAGCAUUCCCCAGCACAGUGAUCUCCUGGUAACACUAUAAUAAUUUCUGUGAAAGUUCUAAUACUUGGUCCUGGUAAUGGUAAUAAUUGACUUACACUUUUAUGAUAGUAAAUACUCCAGUCUACUUUGAUUAUAUUUCAAGUUAAGCUAAACAAAGAUUUUCAUAAUAAAUCUGUGUUUGUAGUUCCUAAUAUUAAGGUUCUAUUAAGCACCUUAUAUCUCAGAAACCCAUGUUUUGUUUUUGCCAUCGAAUUAAUUGUGGGGGUUUGCUUGCUAGAUGGUGCAUCAAUAGAUAAUGAAAGAUCCCAUGAUGUUCCCAAAACCAUAUUUAAUGCAUCUGGAGAACAAAUUAUGUUUUGAGAGCGUCGGCUUCCACAGCCGGAGUCAGUAUGUACUUGGCUGACCAGGGCACACUGUGUCCAAGUACCUUGGACGUGGUGUCUCCCUGGCAGCCAAGUACUUACAUAUUUCCAAAUGGCCACUGGGCCAAAGAAAAGAAAAGCGUCUAGAUGUGCGAGAUGUAUUCUUUUGCCCUAGAGAAGACUGUUUCCAUUUGUAUACUCUUAUCAUGGUAAGUUUUGAAGAUUGUCUGAUACAUUUCUUGAUACCAUGCUACUAAAUGAUUGUAGUUUAAGUCACUGAAUUAAUUUUAAUUUAUUAGAGCAAACCUUCAAAGUGAUGGGUGCAGUUUUUCUUGCAAAUGCGUUCGCCUCUGUUAAAAAUAUUUUAAUUCUAAUAUUUUUAUUUAGACUAGAUAAAUUUUUUCUUCAUAUCAAAUUUGUAUCAGUGUAUUAUUUGUGCACUCUGAGUCGUGUACUGUAAUAUUUACAAAGUAAUUUCUCUUGUUCCAGAAACUUCUAAUGAUAUACUUC